Molecule: messenger RNA, 1920 nt
Organism: Nymphaea colorata (pocket water lily)
Lineage: Eukaryota; Viridiplantae; Streptophyta; Magnoliopsida; Nymphaeales; Nymphaeaceae
Product: tRNA-specific adenosine deaminase TAD2
Exons: 8
Coding region: 550-1005 (151 amino acids)
Biological process (GO): tRNA wobble adenosine to inosine editing
Molecular function (GO): tRNA-specific adenosine-34 deaminase activity; zinc ion binding
Source: RefSeq, a predicted model, not a curated record
GAGACUUGUUCUCUCGCAGUGAGAACUGUUCCGACGUUAGCACCGUCCAUCGAAUAUUGGGGGACAUCCUCGUCGCCGGACCGCACACUACUCUCAUCUUUUUCUGGGCGAUGGCCGGCUGCAAAAGCAAAGUCUAUUGCGAAGCAUCGACUGUGAAGCAGUAAGAGAAGAAGGCGGCUGCUUUUGGGUAGCCUCUCUCUCUCUCUGGAAGAAUGCAACUCCUUUCCAUUGGAGAGAAGCAAGAUGGGCAUGCUCCUUUUGAUUGUGAAAUGGCACAUAAGUUGAUAUUGCUGAGGAGUGAAGGUUUUAAGCUACAUACUGCACAUUUCAGGUAGUGAACUAAAUGGAUCCUCAUAGUGCAACAGGAACGGGGCAGUAGGAAGAUACAACCAUAGGCAAGGGCAAGACAAAGGCCAACAAACACAAGAUGCAAUUUCAGGACGAAUAACUUUUGACCAAAGAAUACCCGUAGCACCACGAGGACGGAGAAUCUCAUUUUCUACAUCCCACUUUUCCUUUUUGGCCAGUUAUUGUCUUCAUCCAUUAAACAUGGAUUCAAUUGGAGAGCUCUUUGACACUCAGCUUGUGUUUAUGAAGCAUGCCCUGGAAGAGGCAAAGUAUGCAAUGGACAACCUUGAAGUACCGGUUGGAUGUGUGAUCGUUGAGGAUGGGAAGAUUAUUGCUUCUGGGAGCAACCGCACUAGUGAGACAAGAAAUGCAACAAGGCAUGCUGAGAUGGAAGCAAUUGAUAAGUUAUUGGAGCAAUGGCAAAGGUCUGGACUUGCACAACCAGAUGUUGCAGAAAAAUUUUCAAGAUGUGAUCUCUAUGUUACAUGUGAACCCUGUAUAAUGUGUGCAACAGCUUUAUCUGUACUUGGCAUAAGGGCCGUGUACUACGGAUGCGCAAAUGAUAAAUUUGGAGGUUGUGGAUCAGUUUUGUCACUACAUUUAAGUGAUUCUGAACAUCUAUCAAGGAUUUGGAAGGAAAAGAAAGAAUCUGGCUAGAAAGAACCAAGUUCCGGAAUGUCCACAAAUCCAUCUAGAAACAUGUUGGAGGAGAUUGCCUAGAAUAUUAUUGGAUUGCAUGUCUACAAUGACCUAUGUUUGGAUAUUUGGUGCAAUAUGAUAUUUGAGACAAAGGAUGUAAUAGAGAAACCUGUAAAUUGUAUUAUAUAUAUACACACACGCACGCGCGCGCGCGCGUGCGUGCGUGCAAAUGGCCUUGUAAUGGAAAGUGCACCACCCAGUCACAGUUAAGUAUAUGUUUGGACGUGUUUGAAGCUGUGAGUGGGAAAAUAAGUUAAAUACGUGCCUGCCAUCUGUGUGAUUACCUAAUCAUGUACCAGCUUGAGUGUUGUAUUUGUGCAUAGAUUAAGGAAAAUAGUAGCUGGACUAGAGUCCGGCCAUUGUGGCUAUACGUGGGGUAUGCAAUAUCAAUCAAAUCAUGUCUCCCAUAGAAAUUGUUAGAUUUCUCCGAAGGAUGUUAAUUAUUGUGAUGACUUGCUACUGUAGCAAACCAUGUGUACACAACCUCCACUACUCGAUUGAAAUUGGCAUCAGUUAUAUUUUUAAUAUAAGUCAGGAUUAUGUUUCAUUGUCACAGUUACACACCAAAAUUGCUAGGGCCAGACCCACUAAGAAAACUUUAGUUUGUCUAAACUAGGAACCCUUAUCCUAAGUGAAUAUAUCAUCUGAACAAAUUUUCUUGUCCCCAUCUUAACGUGCAAUGCAUGAGAAGUUGGAUUUCAACAUUCCGUAGACAUUUUGAAGCAAACCUAUGUGUAUAUUGUAAUCAUUAUGUUGACAGGGCCCACCGAGGUGAACCUGGGUGAUGUUCUAGUUCUAACUACAAAAUAUAUUUGCAAAAUGGUGUGGGUAUGUGUAUAUAAGUUAAUAACUCUGGAUUGUCUUUGAUCUUAU